AUGGAAGCUGAAGUAGCCGGAUUAAAGAAAAGAAUAUUUGAAUUAGAAAAAAAAUUUGGAGUUAUUACAUAUAUUUCAAUAUCUGAUGCUAUUAAUAAAAUUUCUGAAUUCUGGAAAAUUCACAGAAAUAGCUGGGAAGAAUAUAUAACCAAGAGACCAACCCUUCAUGUUCUCAAAGUUCCAGAUGAUCAUAUCCAGGCAACCUCAAUAAAUGCUGCUAAUAUACCAACUCAUCCAAUAACUGGUAGACUACUAUUCUUAUUGCAUAAUUUACCACAAAUCAACAAAAAUGGAGAAACAUGUAAUGGUGGCUUUAUUUCUGAUAUACAAAGUUUUGAAGAAAAAGCAAUGAAAAUGCCUUGGUUUAUUUCACUUGGUACAUCUGGGUCAGGAAAAACACGCAUUAUCUUUGAGUUGUUGUGUAGACAAUAUGUUGACAAUCCAGGUUCGAUGGACUUAGAUAGUGUGGUAGAAGAUAUGUGGUCUGAAUUAAAGGAAAAUGGGAACAAAUCAAAUAGAUCUACAGCAUUCCAAUAUAUUGGACAUAUAUUGGCUGCACGCAUGUUUUUUCUCCAACAAUUUCUUAAGAUGUCUAAUGAGUGUAAUCAAUUUUUUGUGCCACAACAUUGGUUGAUAUUACAGGUUAUACCUUCUGUUAUUAAAUUGACAGCAUCUUCUGGAAAUGGUGAAGUUACAGAUUUUUGGUUAACUGUCUCAAAAAUGUUUCAAAAAAAUUGGAAGUGUUAUCAGAAACGGAUACCAAUAAUAUUUGAUGAAGCACAAGUGGCUCUUGGAACAUAUCAGAAUGUAUUUUCAUUUGCUACAAGUUUUACCCAAAAUGAUGGGAGAUCAUUAUAUUCAUGUUUUCUCAAAACAACAUCUUAUUAUUUCAUCCAAGAUAUUACAUGCACUAUAAUGACUGGCACAGGAAUGCAGCUAGAAGAAAUAAAAAAAGAUACACUAAGUAGCAUUGCAAAACUAGAUGUUAAUGUUAGAAAAGAAUCUUUCUAUAAUGUAAAUAAUACUUUUUCAACCAUUAAAGAAAUGCAAGGGUAUAUUGACCAAUUCUUGUGCUUGUCUGAGGAGGAGGUGAAAAUCAUAUUCAAGUAUUUUCAAGGCUGCUGCCAUUUUAUAGUUAAUUUUAUUGCUUCAGCAUGUAUGGAUGAUAAAAAGUAUACCAACAACUGUGAGGCACUCAAACAUUGGUGUCAGUUCUCAGAAGACAGCAUUAUAGCCAAUCUAUAUGAUGCAGUUGACAAACUCUGA
Entrophospora candida is the source of this 1266-nucleotide messenger RNA. The record is from the annotation of a GenBank genome assembly. NCBI's taxonomy places the organism in Eukaryota, Fungi, Glomeromycota, Glomeromycetes, Entrophosporales, Entrophosporaceae.